Messenger RNA from Venustampulla echinocandica, 2787 nucleotides. RefSeq lists its product as uncharacterized. NCBI's taxonomy places the organism in Eukaryota, Fungi, Ascomycota, Leotiomycetes, Helotiales, Pleuroascaceae. The coding region runs from base 1 to 2787 and encodes 928 amino acids. The record is from RefSeq and is a predicted model, not a curated record. The transcript is spliced from 2 exons.
AUGUCAACAGAAGUCCAUCCCGCGAUAUCACCUCAAAUAUCAUUUUCAGGACCCAGUCCCCCACAGCAACGGAACUACCCAUUCCACAAACCACCCCCAGCAUCAUAUGACGGACAAUCCCCGCAACGCAGACGCACGCGGUCAGCUUCUUUCAGUGGCUUGGUUUCUCGCAUAUUACCUUCGCGCAAACAGGAGAAGGGGGGCACAUUACGGGAGCAGUUUAGAGAUGGAGGGCCGCUUGAUGCUGUGGAUGUUGUUUUCGGGCUUGCGGGUGAGCCAGGUAUGGAUAUUGAGGGAGGUCGGCUGGGGAUGGCUAGAGGUCGAUCUCCGAGGGGUGAUGACAGGAUGAAGAGGAGAGCUUAUGCAGCAGUUGGACCUGGCGUGUCUGCACUAACUAGUGGAGAUUCUGCUCAGGGGAAGAAGAGACGGUGUUCGUUGAGUUGGUUUUUUCGGCCCCUGAUCACUCCAGAGAAGAGUGGUGGGCUUGGUCAGGAAGGACAGAAGAGUGUGAGUUUCCAGCAGCCGUCGAAGCAGAUACCCUUUUCUCCCAGGGUUCAUGAGACGGGAACGCAACCGGAGAAAGGAAAACAUACAGUAGUAGAGGAUAACGCGAGGGCUAAGGUACAUGAGAUACACAGCGGCAAGAAAUCACGCAAAGAACAGAGACGCAGUCUACGAGAAAGCGGCGACUUCCUCGGGGUCCAAGGAGCGAAUCCAAGGACUGGGUAUUGGGAUAUCAGUGAUACAACAAGCAGCAGUGACACCGCGAAGAUGCUGCGCUAUUUGAAGAAAAGAGGAAAGGCAAGGCAGAUCAAGCUUGCAGCUAAGAUGAAGGAUAGAAGAAGCAAGAGGUGGAGACCCAGUGAAACAGCCUGGAGUAGUGUUGUUGAACCGGAACUGAGUCCGAUUGAACAAUCUUCAGCUGGAAGUCCUGUUAAAAGGAAUUCCUCGGCUGACCGAUUGCUCCCAAUGCAAACUGCCGCGAAUCCGAAAUCUCAUGAGCAGAGUUCUCCUGUCGAGGUCCAAGAUGGUCCUGCGCAACGGACUACAUCCCCACCUUCGGGACGAGGCGCCCUACAUCCGGCCCAUCAAUCAGUCGAAUCGACGCCCCAUUUGCAUCCCAAUAUUACUAUUCGGCGAAAGCCAAUUGGGUCGCCUCCAAGGCGCCCUCUAAGUGGUAAUUCAGAAGACACAGUGAUUUGUGCUCCUGACGCCAGCGGCAUCAUGGAUACAGCGGAAAACCGGCCUAGGCAGCAUCAGAAUGAGGCUCCAGCGGAGGUUGGAGAUUCCAACCGACGGCACGCGACAUCUCAGGAGGGAAAACAUUUUUUAGGCAAGUGCGAGCCCCUAGGUGUAUCAGACAACCCGGGCGAAAGAAAAGCUAUAGCGAUCUCAUUCCGGUCAGUCAUAAUGAAACAAGUCCAGAUCGACCGGCCACCGGUCAUAAGACGACAAAUCUCAUUCCAGGGGAAACUUGUCGGCUCCCCCAGCGAACUACCACCAGUCUCCCCGGAAGCUCCCCUCGACGUCCGGAUCCCGCUGAACUUCCAGGCACAGAAGGGUUGUCCCCAGGUAUGGGCUCCGCCUACCAUACUCAACGUGGAGCCGGACGAGCAAACAUCAUCCACCAGCAUACCCACCACCACCACUACUGGAUGUCUCCCCCCAGCACAUCACCUCAGCAUCCAAGUCGACGGUCCGGAGUCAGACAGUCGGGAUAUGAAGAAGGCUCCGCCCCCUCAGAGACGUCGGUCGUGCGUGCGGCAUUCGUCACUCCGGCGCAGACCCUACCGGAUCCCAUUACGAGGGAGCUCCCUUGUGAGCAGCAAACGGAACGAAAUGCAGAACCAAGGGUGCCCUGUUCCAGCAGUCGACAUCGAUAUAUCAUCGGAACCCCACCUAGAUCAAGUAGUAAGACGGCGAACCGCAAGAUUCUGCGGGAUGGUUUCUCCAGGACGCGGGAAAGUGGGAAAGAGGAGCACACGCAUAUCCAUAUCUACGUCCCCUCCCCCUCGCCGCCGGGUGAAGCUGAAGAGCUCAGCACGCAGUCCCAUGUUCCUAGCCUUCAAACGCCUGAAAUACCCCGCAGAGAUGACAGAAGUUGCGAGGAAAAUGGGAAUGCACAGGCAAGUCAAGGCAGUCACGGUAGCCACGGAAGACGGAGACGACACCGUAGAUCCUUUGGUGUCGAUGAGGACGACGAGAGAGGCAGAAGGAGAAGUAGAAGCAGAAGCAGAAGCAGAAGUCGAAGUUGGAAAUAAUACCUUUAGAACAGACGACAGCUUGGUGGUGUGGCACGCCGAGCCGGGACGGAGUGUAGGGGACGGGUACGCGAGCGCGGGGAAGAGCAAGGACGCCGUCAUUCUGCAUCCGGCACCCGCCACACACGGUCAAGGCAAUGGUAAUGAUACUGGCAAUGGCAAUAAUGGCAAUAAUAACAAGAAUGGCGUAUUACUAUUCCCCGCCAACAACACUCGUCCGAGACCGGCUCGGCAGCCAGCAUCUGCAGCGUCUCCGGUGUCUGCAGCGUCUGCGGUCUCUGGACCGAUCGGGCAGGUCGCUGCGUGCUGGAGUUGGAUUGUGGGGCCAUUGCUAGAUCCUGACCGUCGACUGGGUCCGAGGCCGGAGACAGAGGCGGAGACGACGGCUUUGCUGGCAUUGCUAUUGUUGAAGCUCCAGGAGAUCGGGUUAUUUGUUGCCGCCGCGCUACUCGCGGCUGCCAUACACGUAUCCGUGGCCAUAGCUAUAUCUAUUAUCAGGGUGCUGCGGCUUUUGACUAGAGGCUGA